AUCCAUGGCCACGAAAAAUUUCUUCUUCUUCUUCUUCUUUCCAGAAACCAUGGCCAACAGUCUUGGCUCUUCCCAUGUCCCUAACUCCCUCCAUUCCGAGUCCAAGCUUCCGCCAUGGACCUUCUCAAACUCUCUUCUUCUCCACUUCAUUUCACUCCCAAAUUCGACAAACCCCAAUUUCCUAAUCAAUGUUUGCGGAUUCCUCUCUUCCCCUCAUCGUCUUCUUCCUCCAUCAACCGGCGCAAUCCAAGAUUCAAGCUCUGUGCCAUCACAUCAUCCGCCAUUUCAACCCAAGAAUCCGCCAACCCGUUUCAGGUGGAGGCCGAGAGUGAAUCUGGAGAGGAGAGGUUUGAUUGGUAUGCACAAUGGUACCCGAUUAUGCCGAUUUGCGACCUCGACAAGAGGGUGCCGCAUGGCAAAACGGUAAUGGGGAUUGAUGUGGUUGUAUGGUGGGAUAAGAAUGAGAGUGCAUGGAAGGUGUUUGAUGAUUUGUGUCCACAUAGAUUGGCUCCGUUGUCUGAAGGAAGGAUUGAUCAGUGGGGGAGAUUGCAAUGUGUUUAUCAUGGUUGGUGUUUUAAUGGUUCUGGUGACUGUAAGUUCAUCCCUCAGGCGCCUCCCGACGGUCCUCCGGUUCACACAUCUAAAAGGGCAUGUGUUGCUGUUUAUCCUAGUAUCGUGCAGAAUGAUGUGUUAUGGUUUUGGCCAAAUAGUGAUCCUCAGUACAAAGAUAUUAUGGUGAAGAAAAAACCCCCAUACAUCCCUGAACUGGAUGAUCCGUCAUUUACCAAGUUAAUCAGUAACAGAGAUCUUCCCUAUGGGUAUGAGAUUUUGACUGAGAACCUUAUGGACCCAGCACAUGUCCCAUAUGCUCAUUAUGGGAUAAUGGGAAGACAACAACCCAAGAACAGAUGAAAAGCAGAUAGAGAAGGAGGAAAACCAAUCGACAUAGUUGUGAGAGACUUAAAUAUAAAUGGUUUCAUCAGUAACCAGGAUCUGGGAAGUAGCCAGUUUUUUGCACCAUGUGUAUUUUUCACCUCUUUUAGUCUACCUUCUAAGAAAACAAAUUCCAAUCGCCAAGACAGUGGAGCUCUCUUAUCGGGUGAAAACAAUGCGGUUGCCCCAAACACAUCUCAGAGAAAAGCGAUGCUAAUAUUUAUGUGUAUUCCUGUUGGUCCGGGUAAAAGCAGAUUAAUAUUUGUAUCUCUAAGAAAUUUUGCUGUAUCAAUUGACCGAAUUAUUCCAAGAUGGAUAUUCCAUGUGGGACAAAACCUCAUCUUAGAUUCAGAUUUGUAUCUUCUUCACAUCGAGGAGAGGAAGAUAUUGGAUGUCGGCCCUUCAAAUUGGCAGAAAGCUUGUUUUGUGCCAACCAAGUCAGAUGCUAAAGUAGUUGCCUUCAGAAGGUGGUUGAACAGAUAUUCUGAUGGUCAAGUUGAUUGGAGAGGCAAGUUCAAUGGCAUUUUUCCUCCAUCGCCUCCCAAGGAACAGCUAAUGGAUAGGUACUGGUCUCAUGUGGUGAACUGCAGUAGUUGCAAGGUGGCAUACAAGGGUCUGAAUGCACUAGAAGUUGUGUUGCAAGUCAUCUCCAUUGCUUCACUUGGAAUUUUUGCAGCUACAAAGCAAAGUUUGGUAUCAGGAGCUGCUAGAGUUUUGAUGGUGGCUAUGGCUAUACUCUGCUUUGCUUCUUCAAGGUGGCUUUCUCAUUUCAUUUACAAAAACUUCCAUUUCCAUGAUUACAAUCACGCCCUUCGAUGAAAUUACCAUCCUGCCCUUUGGUAAGGAUUCCCUCAGUUUGAAAGAUUUUAUAGAAUGCCUGCUUUCUUUCUUUCUCCCUCACACAAAUAGAAAUUGUAUAGAAAAGAACCAGAUGUAUGUAUGCAUUUAUGAAAGGAAACUUAAAUAAUGUUAUCUUUA
This is a messenger RNA of Cucumis melo (muskmelon), 1911 nucleotides long. Its product is annotated as protochlorophyllide-dependent translocon component 52, chloroplastic-like. The record is from RefSeq and is a predicted model, not a curated record. Lineage: Eukaryota; Viridiplantae; Streptophyta; Magnoliopsida; Cucurbitales; Cucurbitaceae. Gene Ontology annotation, molecular function: chlorophyllide a oxygenase activity; 2 iron, 2 sulfur cluster binding. The transcript is spliced from 7 exons.